UGCGGGCAGCCGUGGCGGCGACCGGAGACCGCAAGGGGCGGAGGAAAGCAGGGGGCGGCGGGGGCCAGCCUCGGCACGCAGAGGAUCAGCCGGGCAUGCCCCGAGACAACAUGGCCUCCCUGAUCCAACGGAUCGCCCGCCAGGCGUGCCUCACCUUCCGGGGCGGCAGGGGCUGCCGCAGCGCUUCCGACCGCGGCGCGGCGCCGGGCUCCGAGGCCGCGAUGCCGCAGGGCUUUCCGGAGAACCUGAGCAAGCUGAAGAACCUGCUGACCCAAGUCCGCGCGGAGGACCUGAACAUCGCACCGCGCAAGGCCACGCUGCAGCCGUUGCCGCCCAACCUACCACCGGUCACCUACAUGCACAUCUACGAAACCGACGGCUUCAGCCUCGGCGUGUUCCUGCUCAAGAGCGGCACGUCCAUUCCGCUUCACGACCACCCGGGCAUGCACGGCAUGCUCAAGGUGCUCUACGGCACCGUGCGCAUCAGCUGCAUGGACAAGCUGGAGGUGGGCGGCGGGCAGCGGCCACGGGCCCCGCCGCCAGAGCAGCAGUUCGAGCCGCCGCUGCAGGCCCGAGAGCGGGACGCCGUGCGGCUGGGCGUGCUGCGCUCGCGGGCGGAGUACACCGAGGCCAGCGGCCCCUGCGUCCUCACCCCGCACCAGGACAACCUGCAUCAGAUCGACGCUGUGGACGGGCCUGCCGCCUUCCUGGACAUUCUGGCCCCGCCCUAUGACCCGGACGAUGGCCGGGACUGCCACUAUUACCGAGUGCUGGAGCCCGUCCGGGACAAGGAGGUCUCCGGCUCGGCCUGUGACCUGCCCCGAGAGGUGUGGCUCCUGGAGACCCCCCAGGCCGAUGACUUCUGGUGCGAGGGGGAGCCCUAUCCAGGUCCCAAGGUCUUCCCUUGAAGCCGCCAGCGCCUGGUUGCCGUGGGCCGAAGACGUGCCCUGUUCACAUCUGGGCCUGGCUGCCCCGCGACCCACCAUAAGGGCUCUCUCCCUACCCCCAGGCCUGGGCGUUGGAUCUACUGGAAUGGGCUGUAGCCGCUUCCUCCGGAGCCGUGGGAAGCGCUGGCCACUGGAGUGCAACCGCGGGGCCGGGUUAAGGGGCGGGGAAGACGGGUAGACUAGGUUGUUUCCUGGCUCUGUCACUGCCAUCGGUGUUUUGAUUUCGGGGAAGGGGGGCAGGGGACUAUCUGAAGCGCUUCCAUCCUAAAGCCAUAAUGAAGAUACUCUUUUCUCUGUUCCUUAUACUAUACAGAAUACACUAAAUGCCCCCACACCCCCUAUCCUGGGUAAAUAGGAUUUGUUUUCCACCUAUGUCCCUUUUACUCCUUGUUAUAAUUCUAACUUAUUGAUUGCAUGACCCAGUGGUUUGAAUUGUUUAUAGUUCAAGUCAUUGGUAAAAACUAGAUUUAAAAAGAUGAGCUACUAUUUAAAGUGAGAAUUAGAUCUGUUUUCCAGAGUUGGGGUAUCACCUCCAAAACAUAACUAUGCAUGUAGAGGACAAGAUUUGUUUUCUUUCCUCCUCUUACCCAGUAGCCACAUCUGGUUUAUUCUGGCAGUAUCUACUAAGAAAUUCAGCACCUGCAUAUCUCAGUGACAAAUGAUCACUUAGAGCUUAUCGUCCCCAUGAGUCUCCAGAUCUGGGAUUUGAGGAGAUUUCCUGUUGCAGAUUCACCUUUAAUGCAAAACCUAAUUAUCCUCAAAUGACUUUUUUUUUUUUUUUUGGUCUUAGUGCGCUUUAAGAGGUGAUAGGUUAACUCUGUAUUUUCUAACCAGACGAUCCAAAGGAGCUGAAUCGCUAUGCUUCCAAACAACUGAAUGUAAAACACUUCUAGCCAGUUGUUGAAUUCCAUGCCCCUGUUUACUUCCAGUAUUUUCCUGCAAAAAUAGAGAAAAAUGUUGAUGACUGUUUCAAAUUCUCAGGAGUUCUAAUGUUCCAGAAGGCUGGUGGUUCCAGCUGUGUUGUUUUGAUGGCAGUGCUCUCCCAACAGUAGCGAGCCAGAGCUUGCUUCAUCUGGUGUGGUUUUCUAUAGGAAGAGAGAAGGCACACAUGAUCAAGCCUACAGAAUAGAGAAUUACCUAUACUGCUGGCCAUUUUAGGGCCCCAAAACUUGGGACAAAACACUAACCAACCUCUUAAACAGUUGUGCUAUCUGUAACUAGUUUUAUUUUUGUCCUUUAGAUAAGCUCAGCAACUUUACCUUGUUUACAAAUAUAUUUACACCAUUUGCUUCAGGCUAUGGAGCACUUUUGUUUCCCCCUUUUUAACUAUUUAUAGGAUUCCUUUUUCACAACACUUUUAAUAAAAACAAACUGUAGAAAUAAACACAUUAAAAUCUUCCCAGCUGUUGUCUAAGCCCUCUUGAUUGACUUGCCCAAAUGGCAAUCGAGUUCUAAGGUCUGUAAUAAACGGAGACUUGCUCUUGGUGGAAAAGUGUUGACCCUGUGGACAAACAGUAUGUGCCUUUGCCUCUUUAUGCACACUGGGUUAAUAUGGCCCAGAGUGAAGGAAUAUUUGUUCCCAAUUUUUUAAAUAGAAUAAGAAGGCAAAUUCUUGAUUUUUUUUUUUUUAACAAAAAAAAGAUGUUUAUUCAGUGUGAAAUGCCACUCCUGCAAACAGCCUGAAACAGGCAUAAUGCCAAGCCUUUCCUCCAAGGUUGCUAACAUUGUUUUAUGGUGGCUUCACCUUAUGGUUUAGUUUAAUAUGCCUUGGGGGCAGUUUGAAACAGUUCAUAAUGCCAUUCAGUUUAAAACUAAAUCCUAGAUAUGCAAAUGAUGUUUUUCUUAGAAAAAUGUUCACAAAAUGGGUCUUUUUAAUAGCAUAGUAACGAAUGUGGUUAUCAGUCACAUACCUGUUAUGAAUUAGAGCAAAAAGUUGAUGAAUUUAUAAAAUUACUGAUAAUGUGUAUGCUAUAAAACAACCUAGAAUGCAUUAAACCAACAAAAACAUUAUAGCAAUAAAACAGUAAGAAAGGAGGAAUUGUUUUUCCAAACUUUAUUAUGAAAAGUUUUAAAGUCCUUAAGUACAAGCAAGCCGAAUGAAAAAUAAGGUGCUUUUCAAAAGAACUGAAAUUGUUGCAGGCUAAAAUAGCAAUACGGUAUCUUUCUAAUUUAGUUUAGUAAGGACAGUGAAACUUGUGGUUCACUAAUAAAUUGAGUAAAUUAAUGGUGAGAACAACUUGUUUUAGCCACUAAGGAGAGAAUAUUCUUACUACAGAGACAAAAUGUGGUGCGGCAAACCUGGCACCUCUGCGCAUAAACUGUUGGUCGUGACUGACUCCAUGUGCUGCUAUUGCAUUUCCACAUAUUCCUGCAAUAUAGACUGUAUUCUAGUAAUGACUGUGGGGAAAAGCUGUCUUCCCCUCCACAGACUGAUGAGCACAAAUGAUACUGAUCACUUUUCUGUUGAAUAACAAACGCAAUAAUUGCCUCUCAUGAGUGAGAAGUCUGUCUCAAUACUUCUUAAGCUUUUUAAUUCUCUGGUUAUAUCUAAAGCCAGUUUUAUUAUUGGCGAAUAUUGUGUACCUACCUACUACUAUAUGGGAAUUUUUUUUUACUAAGCCUAAUUCAUGUGGUUUGAGGUUACACUAACUGCUGUUUAUUAAUGAAAAUUGUGGGCCCAUUUUUAAAGUACUAGUUGUCAACAGAAGUGAGUUCUCUGAACUUUUAAGACGAAUACCCCUUAAAUUCUUCCAGAAUCCACAGCUUGUAUUCCUCCUUUUGCAUUGUCCCCUUGUAGAUGCCUCAGCCUUGACAUCUCAGGUAGCCUGUUACUGCUCAUUUAUUCCAAAUGACUUUGUAUCGUGUGCAAGUUCUACUGCUCAGUGAAGAAGCAGUAUGUCUAAAUCAGGGUUCAGCCCAUUACUAUUCAACUCUAACCUGAGGGCAGUGCCACUCCUGUAAUCCUCAUCUAAAUUCUGAGCACCAGGUUACAAAUAGAAGCCAGCCACUGAUCAUUUCGGUGUAAUGAAGCAUCUACUGUCAAAGAAGGAAAUCAUUUGUUAAGCCCCGUAUAAGAUACUGAAUCAUCAGAUCCAGAGAGGUUUACAUUUCUGGAUUAAAAUCAGUGUACUUGUGGAAAAUAAAGGCAUGUUUGAAAUUGUUAAA
Molecule: messenger RNA, 4112 nt
Organism: Hyaena hyaena (striped hyena)
Lineage: Eukaryota; Metazoa; Chordata; Mammalia; Carnivora; Hyaenidae
Gene: ADO
Product: 2-aminoethanethiol dioxygenase
Exons: 1
Coding region: 96-908 (270 amino acids)
Cellular component (GO): mitochondrion
Molecular function (GO): oxidoreductase activity, acting on single donors with incorporation of molecular oxygen, incorporation of two atoms of oxygen
Source: RefSeq, a predicted model, not a curated record